Molecule: messenger RNA, 1517 nt
Organism: Fimicolochytrium jonesii
Lineage: Eukaryota; Fungi; Chytridiomycota; Chytridiomycetes; Spizellomycetales; Powellomycetaceae
Exons: 5
Coding region: 261-1250 (329 amino acids)
Cellular component (GO): cytoplasm; nucleus
Molecular function (GO): RNA binding
Source: RefSeq, a predicted model, not a curated record
AUAUAUCUGUCCCCUUCCCACUUCCACGAGUCCUUUCCUAAGUCCAGUCCCCAUGUCCAGGAGGGCAGGGGGCCGAUGUGGCAAUAGGAAGAGCGAUACAAAACGCACAAGUGAGCGGCCCCCCGUGAAGUCGCCCUGUGUCGCGUCGCGUGGGGUCCUUCCUAUCGCGGCAACCGCCGGCGACGGAGCGAACAACGGCAUAGUGGAAUCGUUCAAAGAAGGUUCUAUCCAUCCAUCCAUCCAUCCCCACUAGAUCCAACAUGGAGGUGCUGUCGAGGAACCCUUACGACCUCCUGGACGACGAGGGUGGCGACGCCCCCGUCGCAAAGGCUUCGCCUGCCAAAAAGGACGACAAGAAGGCUGCUCCCGCUGCGGCCAAGAAGGACGCUGCUCCCAAGAAGCAGACUGAGAGGGCUCCUCGCAACGAGUACCCCCGUCGUGGUGGAGCUGCUGGCGCUCCCCGUGGUGGUGCUGAUGUUGCUCGCCCGCCUCGUCAGAACCGCGACGGCGGUGACUUUGAGACUCCCCGUGAACAGCGCGUCGCCGAUGGUGAACGCCGUGAGCGCGGUGGAUUCCGUGGUGGUCGUGGAGGCCGGGGCGGCAGCCGUGGUGGCUUCCGUGGUCGCGAAUUCGACCGUCACUCUGGAUCCGGACGCACCGAUGGUGUCAAGAAGGAAGUUGCCGGUGCUGGCUCUUGGGGAAACCCCUUGACCGCCGAGGAGGAGGCUAAGGUCGAUGUCGAGCCCGUCGAAGGUGCCGAGAAGAAGGAAGGUGCCGAGACGCCGGUUGAGGAGGAGACACCCAGGGAGCCCGAACCCGAAGAGUCGUACAAGACGCUCGAGCAAUUCCUUGCCGAGAGGACCAAGCCCGCCACCGAGGCCAAGGUGAGGAAGGCCAACGAAGGUGCGGACGAUGCUCAAUGGAAGAACGCCGUCCCUCUCAAGAAGGAGGAGGAUGAGGAGUUGUUCGCCGAUCUCCUCAAGGUGAAGAAGGCCAAAGCCGCCGCCGCCAAGGAAAAGGCACAAAAGACCUUUGUCAACAUCGACCAGCGUUUCGCCGACGAAGGCCGCAACACCUUCAGCCCCCGCGGCGGCCGUGGCGGAAACCGUGGCGGCGAGUUCCGCGGUGGACGCGGUGGAAGUGACAGGAAUGGUGGUGCUGGCGGCCGCGGUGGCCGUGGCGGUCGUCAGUCCGGUGCCGGUUCGUCCGUGAGCAUCGAGGACCAGAACGCCUUCCCAUCCCUCAAGUAAAUUUAGCACCCUCACCACAAAGAGGAACCGGUUUAUAUAUCGAACAAUCACCCCCGCACUCUUUAUCACCUUUAUCACCUCCCACGUGUGCGCGAGCAUCCCAAAAUAUAGGGUCUUUGAGAACCAUCCAUCAGACUCUUUUUGUGAAAUUCGCACCACCCCACACACACCACCCCGGGAACAACCCCCUUUGCAUCGAGUCGUAUCUUAUCUACCCUCUCGGCAAUGAAAAGAAAACAAAUAUAGGGAAAUCACCAGACUUUGAAA